CCGGAUGCGGCUGUGAUUGACGAUACCAGAGAGAAAAAAAAAAAGAUCCCGAAAUUCAAGUGGCGGUGCUGCAGCCUCAGUGGUCGUAGGCAGGAUGCAGACCAUAAAGUGUGUGGUGGUGGGUGACGGUGCAGUGGGUAAAACCUGCUUGCUCAUCUCUUAUACCACCAAUGCCUUCCCCGAAGAGUACAUACCCACAGUGUUUGACAAUUACAGCGCUCAGAUCAGCGUGGAUAGCCGCACCGUAAGCCUUAACUUGUGGGACACAGCAGGCCAGGAGGAGUACGACCGCUUGCGCACUCUCUCCUAUCCCCAGACCAAUGUCUUCAUCAUCUGCUUUUCCAUCGGCAGUCCCUCCUCGCAUGCCAAUGUCAGGCACAAGUGGCAUCCUGAAGUCUCUCACCACUGUCCCAAUGUGCCCAUCCUGCUGGUGGGCACCAAGAGGGACCUGAGAGGUGAUGCGGAAACGGUGAAGAAGUUGAAGGAGCAGGGCCUGGCUCCUACCACCCACCAGCAAGGCAACAACCUUGCCAAGCAGAUAGGUGCUGUUAAAUACAUGGAAUGUUCAGCGCUGCUGCAAGAAGGUGUCAGAGAGGUGUUUGCUGAAGCUGUGAGGGCGGUGUUGUACCCAGUCACGAAAAAGAACACCAAGAAAUGUGUUCUAUUGUAAUGAAUAGUUCCCAGAUUUGGACUGUGGAGAGGGAUGAUGGAGACCCACAGACUCAAAGGAAGGUCACCAUCUAGCAGUCUCUGUGCCACCUCCAGCAGUGCGGACUUUGCUUUUAGCUCCCCUGUUCCUCUUCAUUUGUCUUCAGGAGUAUUUUAUUUUGUUGCCAUCAUCACCACCAAAGUGACUAACAAAAUGCGGGCAACAGACUGGACUGCUUCUCUUUCUUGGACUCUUGCAUUUUAACUUUUGGUAUUUACACAUUUUUCCAAUUUUACGUUUGUCCUAGAGUUGUAGCAUUUCUGCCUUGUCUUAUAGAGUGCUGUUCAUGGUUAUCACAAGCCAUAAUAACAUCAAUAUCAUCCAAGCUACCUUGUAUGAACUGGAGAGGCCUGCCUUUGUUUGGGUAGAGAAAUAUUGACUACCUCAUACUCUCACUAAAGUUGCAUCUCAUUAGUCUGGAGCAACUUCACCAUCAAGGUCCUCCAGUUUUCUUAUUUAGAUGUCAUAAACAGCCAGGGAGAUGUUGAACAAGUUUUCUUUUCAAAGAGUUUAGGUAUGCUUGAACGUGCUCCUGUUGUCUAUACCAUACACAUGCACAGAUUAGAGGUUAAACAUGGCAGAGGUGCUCAGUCUAGCAUGUUAGAGCUGUCUGUCAGGCUGCCCUCACAGCCUCUCGCACUGCUCUCUCAGAUAAAAGCCUUAAAAGCAAUGGAUUAUUUGCCCUAUUCAGUCGAGGAACAGGGGUCAUAAGGCUCUGACAAAUUAACUCCACUGCUACUAGAUUUUCACAGUUAGGUAGUAGUACAGUUUGACUGCCUGUAUCUCACUCGUGAAACUCACCCCAAGUGCCAUUUAAAUCAUGUAAUGUCUAAGAAUUGCUUCGUGUCAGGGUGGGGUUAUAGUGACUGUGUUGUCUAAUUAUGUUGAAUUUACUCUGUAUUUUUUUUUUCUUUAAGCCAUUAACCUACAAGCGUGGUAAAAGGCCAAAGUUGAAUAUAUUUUUGUAAUUGCCUUUAUUUGUUGUAAUACUCAGAUUUGAUAAACUGCAACUCAAGUCUUCCUGUGUUUCAUUAUUUCCUUACAUUUUGAGGUCAGAUGACAUAACCUCUACAUAACUGAGUCAAUAUUAUGUGUAAUAGAGUAUGUUUUAACUGGCUUGUGCUAGAUUAUAUUCUUUUUUAUAUUAGUGUAAUUUUUUUGUAAAUGAAAGCACAGUGUCCUAGCAGCCUUGUCAAUUUCACUCUUCUACCAUGUAACAGCAUUUUGUAAUCGAAGGAGUCUUAUUUGGUCAGGUGCCUUAUUUAAACCAAAGACCGUAGCAAUGCUGCAAGUGCCACCAGAUUUGAUGAUGCGGUUCAAAUGCCUUUAGGUUUCGUAAUUAUUCAGAAGCUUUCUGCAGGAGUUCCUGCCAAUGAACGCACUUGCCUUACCCUCUUCACACACAGGUGUUAAGCUGACAUCUCUUCGCAGUGUGUCUGUCUGUGCAUUUGUGAAAGUACUGGUGCACCACAGCUCUUGCAGAUUGUGCGUUGACACUCUUGCAUUUCACAGUGCAGUGGAACAAAAGGUAUGAGUACAGUGUGCACAUAAAUGUUGCAGCUGUGUUGGUGGAAAGUGCCUUUUCACAUCUGAGGAUUUUUAUAGUUUUUAAAGUUUUUUUUUUUGUUUGUUUGUUUUUUUUUUUAAAGAUGGUUGCUUAUUUGUGCUUACCACUGCCACUAAUAACAGCAACUCAUACUAUCUUGUUUUCAUGUAUUCAUGUGAGCGGGAUACGUAAAGCUAGAAUGUGACCUGUGUAAAGUAUGACAAACAAGCAGGGAUGAACGACAUAUGUGUGCAUGUCUGAUGGCAGUGACAUGGUUUGGGAUCUGCGUUUAGAAUUGUAAUAUUUUCUCGGAUUUGUGGAGGGUGUUCAAUAUAAAUGCAAAGUAUGUUAGACUGUCAGAUGUGGCAACAUUUUUUUUUUUUUUUUUUUUGUGCCAUGUCCUGAUUUCACUUAGAUAAUGCUGUUGAAGUGGAGCAUACACCUGUGGGCUCUUCGUUGUCUGUGUUCUGGAGCUGUAUGCUGCCGUGCGUGGUACUGCGCUUUUACACUGGGAACUUGAUUUGUAGAAUUCUGUAAUUGUUUUAUAUAUAACAAAAACAUAUUUGUAUAAAUGAACUAACAGUGAGAUAAUUUUUAAAUUAUGCCAAAUAAAAUGAUUAAAACCGUGU
This is a messenger RNA of Thalassophryne amazonica, 2884 nucleotides long. RefSeq names its product ras homolog gene family, member Gd (gene rhogd). NCBI's taxonomy places the organism in Eukaryota, Metazoa, Chordata, Actinopteri, Batrachoidiformes, Batrachoididae. Gene Ontology annotation, biological process: small GTPase-mediated signal transduction; regulation of cell shape; cortical cytoskeleton organization. Gene Ontology annotation, molecular function: GTP binding; protein kinase binding; GTPase activity. Bases 95 to 670 code for a protein of 191 amino acids. The record is from RefSeq and is a predicted model, not a curated record. The transcript is spliced from 2 exons. Gene Ontology annotation, cellular component: cytoplasmic vesicle; cytoskeleton; cell cortex.